Messenger RNA from Vidua macroura (Pin-tailed whydah), 1318 nucleotides. It is a transcript of the gene CDCA5, whose product is annotated as cell division cycle associated 5. Lineage: Eukaryota; Metazoa; Chordata; Aves; Passeriformes; Viduidae. The transcript has 5 exons. The record is from RefSeq and is a predicted model, not a curated record. Bases 467 to 1030 code for a protein of 187 amino acids.
GGGGGAAGCGCGGAAUUUGGGGGGGUCCCAGGGCUUCUGGGCCCCCCUCCUCGCCCCCGACAAGACCCGGCACCGCCCCUCGCCCUCCCCAGAAGAAGCUCCCGCUGUCCGAGACCCCCGAGGGCCCCCGGGAAGGCCCCGGGACCCUCCGGAACCCGCCGAGCGCACCCCGGACGCCAACGGGACACCCCAAAGCGCCGCCCAGCGCUCCCCAGGAUCCUCCCAGACCCCCCUGGACGCCCCCGGAGCCCCCCAGACCCCCCCAAAAUUCUCCCUCGGCCUCCUGCCCCCCGCCCCCCACUCACACGUUCCUAUGGCGACGCGCUGCCUCGCUGGCGCUUCCGGGUGCGUCGCUCUUUGAUGGCGUCACCCGCCGCCGCCGUCCCCGGAAGUGCGUCCGGGCUCUGCGGCGCCGCCGCGCCCACGAUGGCGGCCGGAGCCGCCUCCUCCCGCGCGGCGCGCGGAGAUGACGCCACUUCCGCCCGUUCGAAUGGCCAUGGCGGGAGCCGGCGGCGGGCGGCGUUCGGCGGGAGCGACCCCGAGGGUGACGCGACGCAGCUCCAAGCGCUUGGUGGUCUCGGCGCCCCGGGGCGGCCCCCCCUGGGUACCCCCGCCCCGCAGCCCCCUGGGCAGCCCCGACUUUGACCGACCCCGACGGAGCCCCCGGCUGCAGAGCCAGAAGGAGAACGACCCUGCCCCCCCCUGCGCCGCCCCCUCCCCUCCGCCCUCCCCCCUCCCCUCCCCCGUGGCCCCCCAGGUCCGACGCUCCUACAGCCGCCUGGAGGGGGGGGGCACCCCGCGGGGGCUGGGGGGGGCCCCGCUGAGCCCCCUCUCCCUAAAUGUGCCCCCCGCAGCCCCCCCCGAGCCCCCCCAGAUCCCCCCCCUGGACCUCCCUGGCAUCGGCGGCGGCCCCGAGCGCAGGAGGAAGAAGAAGGUGGCGCCCAUUGAUCUGUCGGAGCUCGAGGCCUGGGCCGCCUCCAUGAACGCACAGUUCGAGGAGGCCGAGAGGUUCCCCCUCGUCGUGGAGUGACCCCGAGACCCCCGGGAGACCCCCGGGAGGGUCUCAUGACCUCUGUGGUCUCCGCACUGGAGAGAUGCCGGGGGACCCUCACGGGACCCUCGGGACCGGGGGGUCCCUGUGCAAGGACCCCCCGUGCACAGCCCCUCCCCCGCCCUGUGGGACCCUGAGGGGAGACCCCCGUGGGAGGGGCCCCCCCGAUGUGCCAGGGCCCCCCCGAUGUGUGGGACCCCCCCCAGGAGCUGUAAGCCCCCCCCCCCGCCCCCGUUUGUUACUCAUUAAACGAGUUUUUGUCGUGUG